AGAAACCACCAGUCUUCUUCUUCUUCCACCAGUGUAUUCUCCUUGCAAGGAUCGAUCGAUCUUGCCAUCCUUCGUCCGAUCGACCACAAGCUAGCUAACUAGCAUAAAUGGGAGGGAAAAUGGAGAUCGAGAGGCCGUGGAGCGGAGAUGGCAACCUGGUGCAUGACGCGGUGGACUACCGGGGCUGUCCGGCGGAUAGGUCCAGCACCGGCAGCUGGUUGGGGGCGGCGUCCGUGGUCGGGAUCGAGCUGUGCGAGCGUCUGGCCACGAUGGGCAUUGCGGUGAACCUGGUGACGUACCUGACGAACACGAUGCACCUGCCCAGCGCCCAGUCCGCCAACGUCGUUACCGACUUCAUGGGCACCUCCUUCCUCCUCUGCUUCCUCGGCGGCUUCCUCGCCGACGCCUUCCUCGGUCGCUACCUCACCAUCGCCAUCUUCGCGCUCGUGCAAGCGCUCGGCACGGGCCUCCUCGCGGUGUCGACGACGCUGCCCCAGCUGCGCCCUCCGCCAUGCGUCGCCGGCUCGGCCGCGCCGUGUGAGGAGGCGACGGGGCUCCAGAUGGGCGUGCUGUACGUGUGUCUGUACCUUAUCGCGCUGGGCACCGGCGGGCUCAAGUCCAGCGUCUCCGGCUUCGGCACCGACCAGUUCGACGAGCGCGACGACCGCGAGCGCACCGCCAUGGGAUACUUCUUCAACCGCUUUUUCUUCAUCAUCAGCGUCGGCACGCUACUCGCCGUCACCGUCCUCGUCUACAUCCAGGACCACAUCGGCCGGAGCUGGGCCUACGGAAUCUGCUCCGGCACCAUGCUCGUGGCCAUAGCAGUCUUCCUCUCUGGCACCAGGAGGUACCGCUACAAACGGAGCUCCGGAAGCCCAGUCGUGCACAUCCUCCAGGUCCUAGUCGCCGCCACCCGAAAGCGCGGCCUCAAGCGGCCGCUUACCGCUGCCGCGCUCUACGAGGACCGCCCCGAGGACGCGAGGAUCCCCCACACCGCCCAGUUCCCGUGCUUGGACAGCGCGGCCGUGAUGGCCGGCGAGGAGGACAACGAGGUGGGGCCGCACGGGCGACCGAUGCCGAACCCGUGGAAGCUGUGCUCGGUAUCGCGCGUGGAGGAGGUGAAGAUGAUCGCGAGGCUGAUGCCGGUGUGGGCGACGACGAUCCUGUUCUGGACCAUCUACGCGCAGAUGAUCACCUUCUCCGUGGAGCAGGCAACCACCAUGGACCGGCGCAUGGGCGGCUUCGAGAUCCCGGCCGCGUCGCUUACCGUCUUCUUCGUGGGCGCCAUCAUGCUGACCCUCGCCGUCUACGACCGCGUAUUCAUCCCGCUCUGCCGGAACCUCACUGGUCGGCCGGGGCUCACCAACCUGGAGAAGAUCGGCAUCGGCCUCGUCCUGUCCAUCGUCGGCAUGGCCGCUGCUGCCUUCUGCGAGAAGAAGCGCCUAGCCGUGGCGGCCACGUCCACGAACGGGGCCGUGCUGCCGAUCAGCGUCUUCCUGCUGACCCCGCAGUUCCUGCUGGUGGGCGCGGGCGAGGCGUUCAUCUACACGGGGCAACUGGACUUCUUCAUCACGCGGUCGCCCAAGAGCAUGAAGACCAUGAGCACCGGCCUCUUCCUCACAACGCUCUCCCUCGGCUUCUUCCUCAGCAGCGCGCUCGUCUCAUUCGUCGGAGGCGCCACCACGUGGCUCGGCGACACCAUCAACCACAGCCGCCUCGACUACUUCUACUGGCUGCUCGCCGUGCUCGGAGCCGUCAACCUGGCCGCCUACCUCGUCUGCGCCAUGUGGGCCGCGCCGGCCGUCGUCAGCAAGGCGGAGCAACCUGGCACGGCCGCCGACGAGAAAUGCUAGCUCAUUCAGUCAUGGGUUACCGUUCUAAACUUGACGUGCAUGCACAACGCGUGUGGGCGUGCGGGUGUACUGUAGCUUAUACUCCAUGUAAUUCCAGCUUGCUCGCUCCGGUUUAUCAUUGAAAAUAAGAAGAAAUUUAAUA
Messenger RNA from Lolium rigidum, 1995 nucleotides. RefSeq names its product protein NRT1/ PTR FAMILY 6.2-like. The transcript has 2 exons. The record is from RefSeq and is a predicted model, not a curated record. Gene Ontology annotation, cellular component: membrane. Bases 108 to 1853 code for a protein of 581 amino acids. Gene Ontology annotation, molecular function: transmembrane transporter activity. Gene Ontology annotation, biological process: oligopeptide transport; transmembrane transport. Lineage: Eukaryota; Viridiplantae; Streptophyta; Magnoliopsida; Poales; Poaceae.